AUGUGUUUAGAUCACGAAGAGCCCUGUGGUCCCAGUCACAGGUCAUUUUGCCUGAAUGGAGGGAUUUGUUAUGUGGUACCUACUAUUCCCAGCCCAUUUUGUAGAUGCAUUGAAAAUUAUACAGGAGCUCGUUGUGAAGAAGUUUUUCUCCCAAGCUCCAGCAUCCAAACUAAAAGUGACCUGUUUGCAGCUUUUGUGGCAUUGACCCUUCUUCUAGGAACUCUUAUCAUUGGAGCCCUCUACUUCCUUUUCAGGAAGGGCCACCUUCAGAGGGCCAAUUCUGUCCAGUAUGAUAUAAACCUGGUAGAGACAAGCAGUACUGGUGCCCACCACAGUUUUCAAGACACUGGACAUCAGGAAACAAAGGAUCAUGAUCCCUGAGAGAUGGGAAACAGAAGAGGAUUUUCAUUAAGCAGCCUCCUAUCCAGUUUCUACAAGUGAAAAUCAAGUCAGUCAUCUAAAAAUCUCACAAUUUCCAAACAAGAGGAUUUAGAGUCUUCUGUUUCCAUUAAAACUGAAUUUAUGGAGGUGAUAAUCUGGGUUAGAUUGUGUGGGAACAAAAUGACAAAGACAGUUUCAUUUUUUUCUCAAAAAAUUCUAUAGAAUGCAUAGAAAAUUUUCAGAUUUGUUAAAGUUUUACAUUCUUUGCAUGUUCAAUGUGUUAAACUUGCAAUAUAAAUCAUUGGCAAAGCUUUUGCUAUCUGGCCUCUUUUACAAAUUUGAGAAAUUGCUGUCUGCUCAUGAUCCAUUUUUAGGCAAAGUUGAGAGAACUGUAAGUGGUGAAGUGGCCUACUGAAUGCCCUUCUUUAGAUAGGUCACAGUAGAUUAUUAUGUCAUUAUGUGUAGUGUGUCUAUUUCUAAGUUUUAAUCCCAAGGUCUGCCUUCCCUCCUUUUACUUAGAUGGCUUGUGAGGAGUUUAGUUCUACUUGCAUAAAGGGAAUGGAAAUGUAAUUUCUUGAAGUAGACUUUUACAGAGCAAAUUACAGCAGGACUGUGCUGUGAAAGCAUAAAAAGGAAGUAUUUUAAGUGUCUUGCUUAAACCAUCCUGUCUGAUCAUCACUUGAGAGAAGGCAGUUCAGUGUAUGAAGACACUUUAAGAAUAUAAUCUUUCCUUCUCUUGUGCUCUUUUCUCACAUAUGAUCUGUUCUCCAGUUUCAUAAAUGAGUAUAUAAAAGUUGCCAUUUCUAGGAAUUUAGUAUGUUUUUAGCUGAAAAAAUUAUCCUUUAAUUCUUGCUUUUGUUUAACACAGGUCUUCAAAAUUGUAAUUACUUCAUCUUAACUUUAAAUUCCUGUUCCUUUCCAUGCAACAUCAAGACUUCUAGAGGCAGGGUAGAUGGCUUUUGUUUUCAUCAAUACUACAGUUGUUUCUAUUGAGUCAGUUUCUCCCCUUUCUGUUCUGCACCAAGAUCACAACCUUGUGGUCAAAUGAAUUUACAUAACAAGCCCCCAAAGCUCAGAUAUACAAAGGGACCCUAUAACCUCAAAUAUCGUAUUGAAACGAUCCUACAGCAGACUCGCCUUUGGGAAGUAGUAAAAUGUUUUGUAGGAGUACUGAUUUGAAAAAUAAAAUAAUCCAUUCAAUCAU
Mirounga angustirostris (Northern elephant seal) is the source of this 1585-nucleotide messenger RNA. It is a transcript of the gene NRG4, whose product is annotated as neuregulin 4. Gene Ontology annotation, molecular function: growth factor activity; epidermal growth factor receptor binding. The record is from RefSeq and is a predicted model, not a curated record. NCBI's taxonomy places the organism in Eukaryota, Metazoa, Chordata, Mammalia, Carnivora, Phocidae. Gene Ontology annotation, biological process: positive regulation of mitotic nuclear division; positive regulation of cell population proliferation; epidermal growth factor receptor signaling pathway. The transcript is spliced from 5 exons. Bases 1 to 381 code for a protein of 126 amino acids.